Molecule: messenger RNA, 645 nt
Organism: Aspergillus ibericus CBS 121593
Lineage: Eukaryota; Fungi; Ascomycota; Eurotiomycetes; Eurotiales; Aspergillaceae
Exons: 3
Coding region: 1-645 (214 amino acids)
Source: RefSeq, a predicted model, not a curated record
AUGCUCACUUUCAUUUUCCAGCUCCUCCAUGAUCGCAUUUACGAGCACGGUGCCAUCCACGACUGCGACACCUACUACAUCAACUCAUCCGACAGACCAGAAUCCAAAAGCCUCCACACAUCUGCCAUCAUCAGCCACCCAUCCAGCUUCCUCGCCAACCUCUCCAACCACUACCCAUCCAUCAACAUCCAUGACAUCCGAGGCACACUCGACUACAACUACCCCUCCAUCAUCCACUCAAACUCAAACAACAUCAAUCGGAACCCUCUCCUGCACACAGCCACGCCCAACCAACGCCCCCUCCGUAGCCAACCUAAUAAGCGACCUCACCUGGAACAACACAGGCGGCCCAUGACCACCCUCUUUUACAACUCCUCAGACCCCUACGCCUGGUGGGUCGGAGAGAACUGGUCCCACUACAUGGGCGAAAUCAAACGGACCGACAUUACGAAACCGUUGGAGUUUUGCCAUACAGCGAUGACGGUUUUGUUUAGGGAGUGUAUUGUUGAUAAGGGGUAUUAUGGGGGGACGUGGGUCUCGGAGCAGGAGAUGUAUAAUAUUUCGGAUUUGGUUUAUCCUGAAAGCCCUUCGGGGUCGUUUUUUCCGGCGUCGGAUACGGAUAUUAAGGCGUCGUUUGCGUUGUGA